Setaria italica (foxtail millet) is the source of this 1074-nucleotide messenger RNA. RefSeq names its product NAC domain-containing protein 48. The transcript is spliced from 4 exons. Bases 1 to 1074 code for a protein of 357 amino acids. NCBI's taxonomy places the organism in Eukaryota, Viridiplantae, Streptophyta, Magnoliopsida, Poales, Poaceae. Gene Ontology annotation, biological process: regulation of DNA-templated transcription. The record is from RefSeq and is a predicted model, not a curated record. Gene Ontology annotation, molecular function: DNA binding.
AUGGCGGAUCAAGGAGUGUUUGCACAUGAGCAAGGAACCACGGGAGACCAGCACCAACAACCACAUGGGAUAGGAGUUGGCGACGACCUUGAGUUGCCUCCGGGGUUCCGCUUCUACCCAAGCGAUGAAGAGAUCGUCACCUUCUACCUUAAGCCCAAGGUGGAGCAAAGGAGCUUCACCUGCAUCGCCAUCGGAGAGGUUGACCUUAAAAGGACCGAGCCAUGUGAACUCCCUGGCAAGGCGAAGACAGGAGAAAAGGAAUGGUACUUCUUUUACGAGAAGGACCGUAAGUAUCGGACGGGGUUGAGGAUGAACCGUGCCACAGAGGGCGGUUAUUGGAAGGCCACGGGCAAGGAUAAGGAGAUUUACAGGACCAUGACAGGGGUACUCAUUGGUAUGAAGAAGACGCUCGUCUUCUACACAGGACGGGCUCCUAGGGGCCAAAAGACCACUUGGGUCAUGCACGAGUAUAGGCUCGAAGGCAACAACAAGUCCCCCCACCCUUCAUCCAGCUCAACCUCCACCACCAUGAAAUCAUCUUCAGCUUCCGAGGCGACGGAUGAGUGGGUGGUUUGUCGUGUGUUCCGCAAGGCCACAGGGAUAAAGAAGGCACCUACACCACCUCCAUACAAUCAUGCUAUUGUCGACAGUGGGAUUGAUCAACGCAGCAUCCCCAUGCCCCCACCGCUGCAACUUCCUAUGCUACCGAACUUCACCAUGGACCCGGUGGGGUCCUACUACUCCAUUGCUGGUGUGAGCUCUUCGUCGUUGUCACCCGUGAUUCCACCUAUUACUGCAGGCACGGGCAACGACAUGCUUCAGAUGAACAGUGCUUUGUUUGGGAACAUGAUGGCUGUUCCGCCACCGAUGCCCUUCUCCCACCAGUUGGGCAUAGGAACAGCAAGUGCCAGCACCUUCAUGGCUGCACCGCAGAGCGAGGCUUCAUCGAUCCUGUCUCAGAAAGAUGUUGGGAUGAGCCUUCACCAGACCAAUGCCAUGGAUAUAUCGUCUAUGGUGUCUGCAACCCUUGAGUCUAUGGGCACCAUGGACAUGGAUGGCUUUUGGAAGUACUAA